AUGGACGGCCUGCCACGGCCCAAGGACAAGAACACGGCCAAGGUCCGCCUGACCAACGCGCUGUCGGCCAAGGCCCUCACCGUGUCCCCAGCGAUCGUGCGGAUGAAAGAAGCCAUCAAAUGGCUCGGCGUGUCUGGGGCGAGGAUGACGAGCCAGGCCAUGGACAAGGACUCGAAAGAGAUCGAAGAAUUCGACUUCCUGCUCAUUAACGGCGAGGAAGAUGACCUCGAAGAACGAAGAGUGCCGGGCAUAGUCCUCGACUGGACUCGCUAA
Molecule: messenger RNA, 273 nt
Organism: Fonsecaea erecta
Lineage: Eukaryota; Fungi; Ascomycota; Eurotiomycetes; Chaetothyriales; Herpotrichiellaceae
Exons: 2
Coding region: 1-273 (90 amino acids)
Source: RefSeq, a predicted model, not a curated record